AUCUUACUAUUCUUUUUUAUUCAUGUGGUUAUUAUAGAAAUAUUUUAAUUAAUUUAAUGCACAUUAUUAUUUAUUGAAUGAACUUGUAUUGAAUAAAGUCAAUUUGUUCAAACCAAAGUUUAAAACACACAUACAAAUAUGGCACGUAAUGCUGAAAAGGCUAUGACCACCCUUGCGAGGUGGAGGGCAGCUCAAAGCAACGAAGGAGCCAGAAAAGAACAAGAGAGAAGACCUUAUUUAGCCUCCGAGUGUCGAGAUUUGAGGAAAGCCGAGAAGUGGAGAAUGCAAAUUAUUAGAGAGAUCGCUAAGAAGGUUGCUCAGAUACAAAAUGCUGGUUUAGGAGAAUUUCGAAUUCGUGAUUUAAACGACGAGAUUAAUAAAUUACUCAGAGAAAAGAGGCAUUGGGAAGCACAAAUAAAAGAACUCGGAGGACCAGAUUAUUCUCGUGUAGGACCACGGAUGCUGGAUCAUGAAGGACGAGAGGUACCUGGAAAUCGGGGUUAUAAAUAUUUUGGAGCUGCAAAAGAAUUACCAGGAGUGAGAGAACUCUUUGAACAAGAGCCUCCACCACCCCCUCGGAAAACACGUGCAGAAUUAAUGAAAGAUAUAGAUGCCGAUUAUUAUGGAUAUAGAGACGACGACGAUGGAAUUUUGUUACCGUUAGAGCAAAAAGCGGAACAUGAAGCAAGAGACAAAACUAUAAAAGAAUGGCUACAGCAGAAGAAUAAAGAGUCAGAUUCGGAAGAAGAAAUAGAAACGACUUCACAAAAACGUAUACCAUCGCAGCAAGAUAUACAAGAAGCAUUACUUGCAAGAAAAAAGAGAGAACUAUUGGAGAAAUAUGUUCUCUGACUGACACUUUAUUUUUUAUGCUCUUAAUAACAACUAUUCAUAAAUUUAUUUAAUUGUAUCAGAGUACAUUUUUAUAAAACGCGAUAAAUAUAGUUAUUUAUUUGUAAGUAUGUAAUAACAUUGAUCAAGGUAAUUAUUUUGUGCAGUAGACGUUUAAACUUUAAUCGUUACUUAUCGAGAAAAGGGUGCUGUAGAUAAAAUAUAAAUAAAAAUCCGAUGAGAUAGUCUGUUUAUAA
Vespa crabro (European hornet) is the source of this 1088-nucleotide messenger RNA. RefSeq names its product pre-mRNA-splicing factor ISY1 homolog. NCBI's taxonomy places the organism in Eukaryota, Metazoa, Arthropoda, Insecta, Hymenoptera, Vespidae. Gene Ontology annotation, cellular component: post-mRNA release spliceosomal complex; Prp19 complex; post-spliceosomal complex. The transcript has 4 exons. Gene Ontology annotation, biological process: generation of catalytic spliceosome for second transesterification step; mRNA 3'-splice site recognition. The record is from RefSeq and is a predicted model, not a curated record. Bases 139 to 852 code for a protein of 237 amino acids.